This is a messenger RNA of Merops nubicus (carmine bee-eater), 134 nucleotides long. RefSeq names its product serine/arginine-rich splicing factor 11-like. NCBI's taxonomy places the organism in Eukaryota, Metazoa, Chordata, Aves, Coraciiformes, Meropidae. The annotation marks the transcript as partial. The transcript has a single exon. The record is from RefSeq and is a predicted model, not a curated record.
CAACGCACCUCUUGCUUUUUCCUCCAAAGUAUGUUAUAUUAAGUUUCGUGAGGCAUCGAGUGUUGGUGUGGCCCAGCAUCUAACUAACACGGUUUUUAUUGACAGAGCUUUGAUAGUUGUGCCCUGUGCAGAAG